Punctularia strigosozonata HHB-11173 SS5 is the source of this 1647-nucleotide messenger RNA. RefSeq names its product cytochrome P450. Gene Ontology annotation, molecular function: iron ion binding; heme binding; oxidoreductase activity, acting on paired donors, with incorporation or reduction of molecular oxygen. The coding region runs from base 1 to 1647 and encodes 548 amino acids. The record is from RefSeq and is a predicted model, not a curated record. NCBI's taxonomy places the organism in Eukaryota, Fungi, Basidiomycota, Agaricomycetes, Corticiales, Punctulariaceae. The transcript has 17 exons.
AUGGUCAUCAGUGUUACCCCUACCAACGUCGCACUGGCAGGCAUUGCCGCGGCCUCUGGCUUUCUCGGAUUUAGCCUCUUGCGCAUUCUAGUCCGUCCUCUGUUCUCUCCGCUGCGCUACAUACCGGGACCUCCCGGCGGCUCCCUCCUCAAGGGACAUGCAGAUGCGUUUUGGGAACCGCGGAAGGAGUCCAUCAUCGAGGAAUGGAUUGCGAAAUACGGACACGUGCUCAAGUUCAAGAAUUUCUUGAACAGCGAUCAGCUGCUGAUCUUGGACACCCGUGCUAUUCAAUACGUACUGAACACCGCGGCGGACGACUACGUUAAGUCGCCGGAAAUCAUCUUCGUGGUCCAGGAUCUCCUCGGAGUAGGUGUCCUUUUGACAGAAGGGGAACAACAUCGGCGGCAGCGUAGAAUCCUGAAUGCAGCUUUCGGACCUGCUCAGAUACGGGAUCUAACAGAGAUCUUCGUGCAGAAGGCCACGCAACUUCGUGACGGUAUUUCUCACCAAAUCGCCGGGCACGAGAGCGGGGCGCGCGUGGACGUGUUAGACUGGAUGAGCAAAGCGACCCUCGAUAUCAUCGGUGCUGCCGGAUUCAACUAUGACUUCGACGCCCUCGACCUCAGCAAAGGUCCAAAUGAGCUCAAUGUCGCGUUCACGACGGUGUUCGAGUCAACCCAGAAGUUCUCCUGGGGGCUACUCCUACAGUCAUUCAUCCCUGCGACGCGCUUUAUCCCCUCCAAAAGCCUGCGGCUGAUGCGCCGAGCCAAAGCCACGAUGGAUAGGCUUAGCCUCAAACUUGUUCGUGAACAGCGAGAAGCGCUCCUUCGUGAGAAGAACGACGCAGCCAUCGGGAAGGAGGCGAUUCAGACCCGCGACCUGCUCAGCCUGCUCAUCAAAGCCAACAUGGCCAGCGACAUUCCGGAGAGCCAGAGAAUGUCAGAAGAGGAGGUACUUGGACAAAUUCCUACUUUCCUAGGUGCCGGACACGACACUACUGCCAAUAGCACAUCGUGGUGUUUAUAUCUUCUGGCAUGUCACCCGGACAUCCAGAAGAAGCUUCGCGAAGAGCUUUUGAGCAUUGAUACCGACUCGCCUUCCAUGGACCAACUGAGUUCGCUGCCCUUCUUCGAUUCUGUCAUCAGAGAGUCGCUCAGGGUCCUAGGGCCCGUGCCCUCGGUCCUCCGCGUAGCGCGGAAGGACGAUGUCAUCCCGCUGGAGAAGCCCUACGUUGACACGCGAGGGCGUAUCUGCUCUGAAGUCCGCGUUCAGACAGGGGAUACGAUAUUCGUCCCUAUCAUAGCGAUGAACACGUCCACUAGCAUCUGGGGAGCGGAUGCGAAAGAGUUCCGACCGGAAAGGUGGGGGUGCGUUCCGGACAAGGCUAGUGCUGUACCUGGUAUAUGGAGCAAUCUGAUGACUUUCCUCGCCGGCCCUCAUCACUGCAUCGGAUACCGAUUCUCGCUCAUUGAGAUGAAGGCGCUGCUGUUCGCUCUCCUCCGCGCCUUCGAGUUUGAGCUUGCCGUUCCGCGCGAAGAUAUCAUGAAGGUCUAUGCCCAACUAGUGACAAAGCCCAUGGUCGCUACAGCGGACCAGGAGAAACAGACUCAGCUUCCAUUCAUAGUCAAACCCUUCCACGCUGGUUGA